Molecule: messenger RNA, 4371 nt
Organism: Pimephales promelas (fathead minnow)
Lineage: Eukaryota; Metazoa; Chordata; Actinopteri; Cypriniformes; Leuciscidae
Source: RefSeq, a predicted model, not a curated record
UCUACAAUGACGUUGCUCUGUCUCUAUUAGCCUGUUCUGCUGGGCGCUUCUCACUUUCCGUUCAGAGAGCCGCUUUUCUAAACUCAGCCCCGGGAAACCAUGGCCGACCAGGCCUCGGGAUCCACCCGGCCGCCUCAACCUGACGGAGUUCUGGAGCAGCGCGCGGCCGAGCAAGAGCAGGAUCGAACCGACUUCCUGAAGCUCAAACAACAGCUGGAGAUGGAGUUCAACCAGAAGCGGGCCAAGUUUAAGGAACUUUAUCUGUCUAAAGAAGAGGAGCUGAAGAAGCAGACUGCUAUACUGGAGAAGGCCCAGGCAGACGUGAGCAAGAUGCAGGACCAGCUGGCCGAAGCUAGAGCAGAGAUGGAGACCAUUAAAGCGGUGGCCACCGUCUCUGAGAGCACGAAGCAGGAAGCCAUCGACCAGGUCAAGCAGCAGUGGCAGGAGGAGGUGGCCUCACUGCAGGCUAUUAUGAAAGAUGCAGAGCGGGAAUUUAAGUUGCAGUUCCAGCAGAAGUUGGAGCAGGAACGCGCUCACUGGACCCAGUACCGCGAUGGGAUGGAGCGGGAGGUGGCUGACCUACGCCGGCGUCUUACUGAGGGACAGGAGGAGGAGAAUUUAGAGAACGAGAUGAAGAAGGCUCAGGAGGACGCAGAGAAGUUGCGUUCAGUGGUGAUGCCAAUGGAGAGCGAGAUCGCAGCCCUGAAGGCCAAACUGUCGAGCUCAGAAGAUCGAGUCAAGGAACUUGAGGCUGCCAAGGUGAAGGAGCUCAAUCACGUCCUGGAGGCUGAGAAAUCAUGCCGUACAGACUUAGAGAUGUAUGUUGCUGUCCUCAACACCCAGAAAUCUGUCCUUCAAGAGGAUGCAGAGAAACUUCGGAAAGAACUCCAUGAAGUGGUUCACCUGCUGGAGUUGGAGCGGCAGCAGCACAAUCAGCUGAAACACACUUGGCAGCGUGCCAACGACCAGUUCCUGGAGUCACAGCGGCUACUGAUGCAAGACAUGCAGCGCAUUGAGAGCGUGCUGUCCUCCGAGCAGCUGCGGCAGGUGGAGGAGAUGAAGAAGAGGGACCAGGAGGAGGAUGAGAAAGAGCGAUUGAGUCAGGCUAAAGAGGCAAGUGAGGAUGAUGGGACGCAUGCAGACGCAGUGGAGGACUCUCUGCUUGGACUCUCAAUAGAAGAGUCCCACCUCAGCCACAGUAUCCACAGCUCUUUGCACUCUCUGGACGCAGACACCCCGGGCCUCCCGGACGGCUCUGACCCUUAUAAAGACAGGCUUCGGAGGGUUCAGUCCACAGACAGUCUGGGUUCUUCAGGAGGGACCUUACAGCCUCACGGUCUGGGCGGACACAACAACAAGGCCAAGUCCGCCAGCCAGCUGGACGAGUCAGACUUUGGUCCUCUAGUGGGGGCAGACUGUGUGGGCUUUGAUGGCAUGGACAACUCCUCCUUAUCAUCCCUCCACCCUGGACAUUUUCUCCUCACCAAGGACCAGGAGAAGGCCAUUAAGGCCAUGACCCCAGAGCAGGAGGAGACCGCAUCACUCCUGUCCAGCAUCUCUCAUAUGACCGAUACGACUUACCUGCCUCCGACUGGCUACCGAAUGGUCAGCGAGAGCGAGUGGAAUCUGCUGCAGCAAGAGUUGAAGAACGCUGGAAGGAAGUUGGGGCGCCGAUGUGAUAUGUGCUCUAAUUAUGAGAAACAGCUGCAGGUCAUGCAGGGACAAGAAGCCGAUACAAGAGAACAGGUUAAAAAGCUUCAGGUCAUGUUGCGGCAGGCGAACGAUCAGCUGGAACGGACGAUGAAUGAGAGGCAGGAGUUAGAGGACUCUAUCAAACAGGCCAAUGAGGAAACGACUGCCAAGAUCUUAGAGUUGAAGCAGAAGGUUCAGGAGUCUGAGUCUCUCGUAAGCGCUCUCCAACAGGCCUUCAGCCAGGCCAAGAGGAACACCCAGGAACAGAUGGCUGUGCUGCUACAGUCCAGAGAGCAGGUGUCUGAAGAGCUGAAAAGACUGCAGAACGAUAAUGAGAGUCUUCAGGGUAAACACAGACUUCACAUGACGCUGCAGCAGCAAGAGGACUUUCACAUGCCGACCACUGUACAGGAACUUCAGAAGCUGGUGUUGCAGUACAGGGAGGACAUUGUUUCUGCAUGCACGGCGGCGGAGCAUUUGGAGGAGAAGCUGAAGGCUGAGAUUCUGUUCCUGAAGGAGCAGAUUCAGGCAGAGCAGUGUCUGAAAGAAAACCUAGAGGACACACUACAGCUGGAGAUAGAGGGAUGUAAAGAAGAGAUCGACAUCCUGGAAGCAUCUUUUUCCAGCUUGAAAACGGAACUGGAACGAGUGAAGAGUGAGAAGGAACAGCUGGAGAGCAGCUUGGCGGAGCAGAGACAGAUGCUGGAGAACGUCCAGGGCCUGAAGAACAGUCUGGAGGAACAGUUGAAAGAUGCCCUUGGCAGCAAGAGUGCUUUGGAGACUCAGGCGUUUGAAGAGAAAGACAAGGCACAGAGACUUCAGACAGAGCUGGAUGUCAGCGAGCAGGUCCAGAGAGAUUUCGUCAAGCUGUCCCAGACCCUUCAGGUGCAACUGGAGCGCAUCCGUCAAGCGGACUCGUUAGAGCGGAUCCGUGCCAUUCUCAACGACACCAACUUUACAGACAUCAGCCAGCUUCCCGAGACAUGAUGUCACUUCCUCUUCACGACUCCAUCGUGCACAUCUAAACACAUGCACUCUCCACACGCUCCACCUGUACCUCAGAUCUUCGGCCCGAGCGUGCAGGUCUUGGAGCAACACUACUGAUACCGACCUACUACUGCUAUCGUCCAGCUUGAACACGCGUCCUCAAGAGCACAGCGAGAGUCCGAGGGAAUGCUUCGUGUCUUGUAAUACCACGAGGAGCUCGGCGGAUAAUCAACUGAUGUGACUGUCCCGUUCCCAGACCCUACCAAAGUUCCCGUCUCUCUUCUUCUCUUCCAAGCAGUGACCUAUGAAGGAAACAGACACUCCUGAAGUGUUUUGUACAUACUUGUAUACAGAUGAUGUGUAUAUUGCGUUAGUUAAGUUAAUACACGAGACUUUUUGAUUCCCGCCUCCUACGUUUUCACAAGCGACCCCGUUUCUCUCCUCAUCCACCAAUCAUUUCACAGGCUCUGUCGUAUCGUUGAUCCUCAACGUCAGUCUAAAGACUAAAGGCAAUCCUCCAUAUUCCCAAAUCUUUUUUUUUUACCUCCUCUUAACAAUUUGACAAUUGCUUACUGCUACUUUUGUUGGAACGGACUGAUGCUUUUGCUUAUUUUUCUGUUUUCUUUGGAUAUCGCGGACACAUCUGAUGAUAUUUACAGUUUACAUUCGGUCUGAUUUUUGAUAUUUGAUGGAUUUGCGUCAAGUAUGAGGCGACAGCACUGUUUUAGAAGGUGGUUACCCAUCAUUCUGCUGUCUGUGUAUUAAUGAAAGCACACUAUGCUUAAUGAUUUACAAGUGGCGUCUUAAACCGAAUCCUGUGUUUUGUGUACCACAUGAAGCGGUACAGUAAUAUAUGUAUGUCUGGCGUGCGGCGUAAACAGAAUUUCAUAUAGAACCAAAGUUGAUCAUGUUGAGCUUAAAUAUUCAAAGCGUCAUAUUUGGAUGGUUUAAAUCAAAAUCAAAAGGACAUGGAAAAGGGCUAAUGAUUUUUAAGUCUUUUUCUGGCUGCUUUUGUUUUGUUUUUUUUGUUUUUUUUGUUUUUUGGAUGCGAACUACAGGAAACAAGAGUGCGUGAUUUAUGUCCAGUUCAGUUAAAUGGCAAAAAAGACCAAAAGUGACAUUAGAUUUUGGCAUGUUUUUUUGGUUUUUAAUUAAUAAUAAUAAUUAAAUGGUAAUAGUGUAUUUUAGUUCAAAUUAGAGAGUGAAUUCACCCAAAAAUAAAUAUUCCGUUCCAAGCCUGUUAUUCAUUCAUCUUCUGAACACAAAUGAUCUUUUUGAUGAAAUCUGAGAUAUUUCUGUCCUUCCAUUGACAGCUACACAACUUUCAAGCUCAAGAAAGGUAGUGAAGACAUUACAGUAAUCCAUGCGAUUUUAACCUCAAUUACAUGAAGUGAUGUGAUUGCUAAUGUUAAUGGAGAGAGAAAGGUCUUAGAUUUCAUCAAAAAUACCUUCAUUUGUUUUCUGAAGAUGAAUGAAGGUCUUACGGGUUUGGAUCGACAUGAGGGAGAGUAAUUAAUUACAGAAUUUAGAUUUUUGGGUGAACUAUCCCUUUAACAAAGUCUGUUAUUAAAAACAUUGGUUUAACAAAAAUCCAUGUCAAAAUCCAUAUAUAAAAAAAAAGCCCUGUACCUGCACGUGUAAUAUUAUGUCUGCUAAUUUUGUCAUUAAAAAAAGAAAUGGUUAUCAGUGAUA